Molecule: messenger RNA, 1830 nt
Organism: Osmerus eperlanus (European smelt)
Lineage: Eukaryota; Metazoa; Chordata; Actinopteri; Osmeriformes; Osmeridae
Exons: 4
Coding region: 327-968 (213 amino acids)
Source: RefSeq, a predicted model, not a curated record
AUGUGCAAUGGAUGUUAAUCUCUAUACAUAACCCCUUGCAAUAAAAUCUGACUUUGGCCAAAAUAACGUGUCGGUCAUCUCCCAGCGAGAGACGGUACUGAAGCUUUACUGUCAAUCAACAGCCUAAGAAUUGCUUCCCUGUUCCCCUUUCAUUACAACUGGUAACCCGGUUGCAAUGGAAUUCGCCUUGUUCACAGGCUGAAGUUCCUGUUUCGGUGGUAACUUGUCAGGCGAGAACAACGCAAUUUAUGAAAAGAAAGGGCAUUUGAAGCAUAUUACAAUUGUGUCGCAUUUGAAUUGAAGUAUUGUUCACUGCUGUGAUAGGAAUGGAGGGUGCGUACACCGUGCUCUACCAGGAGUUCCUGCGUCUACGAUCGUUAUGUCUGAAACAGGCUGCUCUUCUACAGCAGCUAACAGAGGCGCUGAAGAGACAAGGUGGCUCUGUUCCAGGUGGAGGUCUUGGGGACAUGAUGUCAAUCCCAGUCCAGUGUACCCAGGAGAAAGCUAAACCAAUCUCUGAAUGUUCUCAACUGGCCCCAUGUCACAACCAGCUCCAUGGUUUAGGGUCAUCUGAAGUUGUGGGCACAAUCUCUAAUGUUCUUGCAAGGGAUAUGGAAAGAUUACAGCUGGAUGGGACCUACCCAGGAACAGAAACAAAGGCCUUCAAAGCCCCUGUCUUUGUAGACCUAGAUCCUCCUGGAUGUAACACAGCGACGAGGACUUCUCAUUGCUCCAGGGAUACAAGACAAAUAGAUCAACUGUUGAGUGAUGAUCCAACACAAAUGUUUAGGACCCCUAAGGUGUGUGGUUCCUACCUGGACAGUGAUUUUCUCACUAUUAAUGGGGGGAUGCUGAUGUCAGAGCUGGCCCUGCAUUCUCAGGUGUGUGAUGACUGCCAAGCUGUGUUCCCUGGACACACCACCACCAAAGGAGAUUUCCUUCGACACCUCCACACACAUAUCCCUUAGACUGACAGAGUUGUGAUAUCUCCUGAUUCUACAUAUUUUAAUCAUAGAUUCUAGAAAAUGAUAUUCCACUCCUAGUUAAAAUGAUUUUUUGUUGUUUCUGUUUAUUAAUGCCUUUUUAGUGUAAAUGUGGAUGUACACUAGAGGGCACUAAAUCCUCAUAGCAUUAUAUUAUCACAAACUAAUCUUAAAUAUAGUACAGUGAUAUUAUGUGUGAUAAGUAAGAAGUGUGACAGUCCUCAUGCAGGUACAAAAAAAGAAUAAAAUAUAAAUACCAAAAUGUAUUUUUGUAUGUUAUUCCCUACAUUUGAUCAUUUUAUUGACCUGUAUGUGUUUAUAACAUUUUACACUUGAAAUUGCAAGAGUAGGUCUUGCAUGUAUUGACUAUGAACACAUCAACAUUUUUAUAGUGUAGGUUCCAUACAAUCAGAGCAGAGAUGCUGAAGCACAUAGAUGCACUCGUUGACCUGCCACUCGUUAUAUUUAGUCUUACGUUCUCUAGUGCGGGUGGGGUGGGGGGUGGGGUAUGUGAGCGGACAUGCAGUGAGUUGAGCUGGUGACAUCAGAACUCCAGGUGAGUCAUGCAGGCAUCGUCUGUACAGGAUUAACAGUUGGCGCAGAACUGGAAGGAACAAACAAGUCGGCAGAGCGGGGGUGGUGUUGAUGGCUGUGAUAGUGGGGGGAGAGUGGGAAUAUGACUGUGUGGACUUGGUGUGUCUAUUGAUUCUAUUUAGAUGUUGGCAACCCAUGAAUGACGCAAAACUUCCCUGUUGUCAUAUAGUUUAUCAGAAACGUCAAAAACUGUCAUUUCUGGUGUCUGCCCACUGAAAUGAUUCCACUUGAAGAAACUAUUUAAACCACAAAA